Caenorhabditis remanei is the source of this 2310-nucleotide messenger RNA. RefSeq lists its product as uncharacterized. The record is from RefSeq and is a predicted model, not a curated record. Gene Ontology annotation, cellular component: NuA4 histone acetyltransferase complex; nucleus. Gene Ontology annotation, biological process: chromatin organization; regulation of DNA-templated transcription. Lineage: Eukaryota; Metazoa; Nematoda; Chromadorea; Rhabditida; Rhabditidae. The coding region runs from base 1 to 2310 and encodes 769 amino acids. The transcript is spliced from 5 exons.
AUGGCUCAAUUCUUCGGAUUUGGUAAAUUUUACAUGGAAAUAGUCGAUUUGAAAUUGAAAGUAGUGAAUGUAAAUUCUCAAGCAAUGUCCGAGUUUGCUGUCGGUGAAAAAUGCGUCUGCAUUUUCGGUGGCAAACCGUAUCCCGCAAAAAUUUCCAAAAUCAAGGAGCACCGAGGAGUCAGAUACUACAUUGUCCACUACGAGGGAUGGGCGAAAACUCGCGACGAGAGACUUCCGAUGGGGACGGAUCGAUUGCAUAAAGGAACGAUCGAGGAGUACAACUGGACGCAUCCGCGAGAGGAAACUCCUCCGGUAGAGGUAUCCAGACCCACUUUCAGUGAGCCCAGCACCGCCAGAAGGAAGAGCACAGGAGCACCGAGAGGACGGAAGAGUACCACGACAUCUGACGGACCUUCUACAUCUACACAGAAUCCAGCGGCGGCAGCUCCAUCCACCUCGACCCAAAAGCCUCGAGGACGGAAGAGUGCUCAGAAGGCGGAAGAAAGUCCAGAAGAUAGUCCACCAUCCUCGUCCGACUCAUCCUCGUCAAAUCCAUUUCGAAAAGGACGGAAAAGUGUUCCGGAGCCAGAUGGGAGUUCAGAUGACAGUUCAGGAGACAUGCCAGCGGCUCCGGCUUCAUCUGCUGCUCCUACGUCAUCCAGAACGCAAACAUCUCGAGGACGGAAGAGUGGUCAGACAUCUCUAGGACCAUCCACGGCAACCCAGGCUCCCCGAGGAAGAAGAAGUGUUCCACAGCCUCCAGAAGAGAAUCCGGAAGUAGAUAGUCCACCGGCCUCGUCCGACUCAUCCUCGCCAACUCCAUUUCGAAAACCUCAAGGACGGAAGAGUGCUCCGAAGCCAGAAGUGAGUUCAGACGAAAGUUCAGGAGACAUGCCAGCGGCUCCAUCUGCUCCUUCGACAUCAUCCCGCACUCAAACACAUCGAGGAAGGAAGUCCUCUUCAGGACCAUCCACGUCAACACAGGCGCCAAGAGGAAGAAGAAGUGUUGCACAGCCUCCAGAAGAUCCGGAAGAAGACACUUCGGCGGCCCCUACUCAGACACCUCGAGGACGGAAAAGUGUUCCGGAGCCACAAGUGAGUUCAGAUGACAGUUCAGGAGACAUGCCAGCGGCUCCAUCUGCUCCUUCGACAUCAUCUCGAACUGGGACACCGCGAGGACGGAAGAGUCAGGCAACUCCAGGACCAUCCACGUCAACUCAGGCUCCCCGAAGAAGGAGAAGCGUUCCACAGCCUCCUGAAGAGGAUCCGGAAGAAGACACACCGGCGGCCCCUACUCAGACACCUCGAGGAAAGAAAAGAGCUCAGAAGCGAGAAGUAAGUCCAGACGAGAGUUCAGGAGAUAUUCCAGCGGCUCCACUGACGUCACCUCGAACUGGGACACCUCGAAAAAGGAAGAUUGUCCAAAAGCAAAGUCCUGCUGGACCAUCCACGUCGACCCAGGCUACCCAGCGUUCAGAAGAGAAUCCAGAAGAGAGUCCAGAAGAGAGUCCAGAAGACAGCCCAUCACCGUCUCCAGGACCAUCCACGUCAACUCAACGCCAAGCCCCCCAGGGAAGAAGAGCUUCUCCCGGACCAUCCACGUCGUCACAAGCCCAGAGACCAAAAUUUGUUGUUGACUUUCCAAUUUGGAUGAAAGGAAUCAUUGGUCACGAUACACGUGAAUUUCUUCAUAAUCAGACGACGAACAAGUUGGUAGUCAGGUUGCAGCCAGAGGGACGGACUGUUGACGAUAUUAUCAAGGAUUACACGGACUCCCUUCGAGUGUCAGACGAAAAUGUGGAACGCAUGGAUGAUGAUAUGCUGGAUUACAAUGACGACGGAACGUCACUCGACAAUUUGAGUCUUGCUCACUGUGCGAAAACGCUCAAGAACCACUUUAACCGUCUUUUCGGCCGCCGCAUCCUCUACAAUUCAGAACGUGAAGAACACGACACAUUGGUGCGAGUUUUCGCAUAUAGAAAGAAAUUGCGUUAUGGGGAUGUUGUAACGGAUCCUUUCCAAUAUGGAUUCCACGCUUCCAAACGUUAUGGAAUUGUUCACUUUGCUCGGAUGCUAUCGAGAUUCGACAAUUUAAUUGAGAGUCUACGUCUUCAUGACGCCAUGAUUCUAUACCUCAACUUGGGAAUCAAGGACCUGAUGGAAUUCCUUGGGAACAAUGUCGGCAGAUACUACGACAGAGAUGCUGACUACGUUCCACCGAGUUACAAUCCCAUCAUGAACAUGGCGACCACCAGAAGCGCCAGAAAAAAUAGGCCAAGUAGACCACGACCGAGAACUAGCUCCGCCUAG